AUGCUUCUCCUCAAAGACCCCAAAUCAUACAUACUGUUUGUGAUGAUCUCAAUCAAUGGGUUUGGGCAGAUCUUCUGUGUUCAUGCCCAAGCACUCUCCUAUCUCUGCUCUGAUGACAUAGCCAACUCCAGUUACAUAGAUGACCGCACUUCCCUCUUGGACUCUUUAUCAUCCAGAGCAACCUCCAUGGACUUCUACAAUGAGACUUUCAAUGAUAUCCAUGGUCUCUUCCUCUGCAGAGGCAACGUUAACGCCUCUACUUGCCGGAAUUGUGUCACUGGCGCCGGAGAAGAGAUCAUCAAGGUCUGCUUAUGGAGAAUCUGUACACUACAAAUAGUUUACCUCUGCCUAAUGGAGAUCAGGUUACCACCACCACCACCACCACCAAGCACCCCUGCACCUCCAACCGAUCAAGUGUAUUGUAGGAAAUGGAGGAUUGAAGAACACAACAAAAAUAGCAGUCAUCACAGCAUCAACAACAGCAGGUGUAGCCGUGUAGCUGUGUGGAUAUUCGUUGUAACUGUGUGGAUAUUUACUAAAGAAUUAAGCCCUGUUCUUUAA
Ilex paraguariensis (yerba mate) is the source of this 561-nucleotide messenger RNA. The record is from the annotation of a GenBank genome assembly. Lineage: Eukaryota; Viridiplantae; Streptophyta; Magnoliopsida; Aquifoliales; Aquifoliaceae.